AUGACCUCCUCAUAUAUUUCCGCCCACGACCCCUACCCGCGUCACCGCGUUAAUUGCGCGGGUGUUGAACUGGCCUUCGUGGAUACUGGCGAUGGUUCAGAGGCAGACCCGGUGGUGUUCCUGCACGGCAACCCCACUUCCUCGUACCUGUGGCGGAACGUCAUACCCCACGUCGAACCACUGGCCCGUUGCCUGGCCCCCGACCUGGUGGGCAUGGGCGAGUCGGGCAGGACUGUCGAUGGGUCGUACCGGUUCGUUGACCACCGCCGCCACCUGGACGCCUGGUUUGAUACCGUCUUGCCCGAGGGUCAAGUUACGCUGGUUUUACACGACUGGGGUUCGGCCCUGGGCUUUGACUGGGCCCAUCGCCACCCUGAUCGCAUUAAGGGACUGGCCUACAUGGAAGCCAUCGUCCGCUCUCUGACCAUGGAUGAAUGGCCAGAACCGGCACGCCGUGUAUUCCAGGGGUUCCGCUCGCCGGCCGGCGAGGAGAUGGUAUUGACCAACAAUGUCUUCAUUGAGCGGGUCCUGCCGGGCAGCACCCUCAACGGCAUCAGCGACGCGGCAAUGGAGAUUUACCGGCGUCCCUACCUGGAACCCGGGGAAUCACGCCGUCCCAUGCUGUCCUGGCCACGGGAUAUUCCUAUUGACGGUGAACCUGCGGACGUUGUGGCCAUCGUUGAUGAGUAUGCUGCCUGGCUGUCCAAGUCCGACAUACCGAAACUUUUCAUCAACGCCGAGCCGGGCGCCAUCCUGGCUGGACCGCAAAGGGAGUAUUGCCGGGCCUGGCCCAACCAGCAGGAGGUAACCGUCCCUGGCAUCCAUUUCAUCCAGGAAGAGUCUCCGGCGGAGUUAGGCCGGGCUAUCGCUGAGUGGUAUUCGGGUCUCUGA
This is a messenger RNA of Geodia barretti, 891 nucleotides long. Lineage: Eukaryota; Metazoa; Porifera; Demospongiae; Tetractinellida; Geodiidae. The record is from the annotation of a GenBank genome assembly.